AUGAAGCUGAGCCCCUCGCCCAGGAGGGUAAUGCGCAGCCGUAGCCUGACAGCAUGCCAUCAGUCACAAGCUGAGAGAGAUCUCUUCUUCUUCGACGACCCAGGCAAGCUGAGUAGAUCAAUGAAAAAGGUUCACAUCCAGCUAGAGAUAGUGCAAUACGAGCGACACUGUGUCCCAAAGAACAAAUUCCAAAAAUUGGGUGCCGUCCCCUGCCCUCGACACCACGGUAUGAAAAAGGAGAAAGGGUUCGAAGGUGUGGGCUGCCACGCGGGGCACAAAAAAGGUGGUACACCAGACCACCAAAAUCAGCCGAAUCCUAAAAAGUCCGGCCACUUCAUCGAUAUUCUCAGCCAACACAACUAA
Mytilinidion resinicola is the source of this 363-nucleotide messenger RNA. RefSeq lists its product as uncharacterized. The transcript has a single exon. Bases 1 to 363 code for a protein of 120 amino acids. The record is from RefSeq and is a predicted model, not a curated record. Lineage: Eukaryota; Fungi; Ascomycota; Dothideomycetes; Mytilinidiales; Mytilinidiaceae.